Balearica regulorum gibbericeps (East African grey crowned-crane) is the source of this 2657-nucleotide messenger RNA. RefSeq names its product transient receptor potential cation channel subfamily V member 2. The record is from RefSeq and is a predicted model, not a curated record. Gene Ontology annotation, molecular function: calcium channel activity; protein binding. Gene Ontology annotation, biological process: calcium ion import across plasma membrane. NCBI's taxonomy places the organism in Eukaryota, Metazoa, Chordata, Aves, Gruiformes, Gruidae. Gene Ontology annotation, cellular component: plasma membrane.
AUGGAUAACUUCACAAAUGGGCAGCCGGGCCCAGGUCAGAGGAACAGGUUGAUAGGAUUGCUAGAAACAGAUGACAGUGUCCAGGAAGAUAAACCUGCAUCUAGUAAAAAGGAAGAAAGAUCAGGACAUGGAAAGAAAGGAGAGCCACGGCCCCUGGAGACACCUUAUCAGAAGGAGAGCAGUGACUUUCCUCCUAAAGUCAAGAUUAAUCUGAACUAUCGGCCAGGACUUGUCAGCAACCAAAAGGACCCAAAUCGCUUUGACAGAGACAGGCUCUUCAGCGCGGUCUCAAGGGGCAGCCCUGAGGCACUGGAUGGUUUACUUGAGUACCUUAGGAGGAGCUCCAAAUUUCUCACCAAUUCUGAAUACACAGAUGCAAAGACUGGGAAGACCUGCUUAAUGAAAGCCCUGUUGAACUUAAAAAAUGGAAAGAAUGACACAAUCCCACUUUUGCUGGAAAUAGACCAAAAGACACAGAAUCCCAGGCCACUUGUCAAUGUGGCAUGCUCUGAUUGUUACUACAGAGGCCAGACAGCACUCCAUAUUGCCAUAGAGAAAAGGAGCCUAGAUUUGGUGAAACUUCUGGUAGAGAAUGGAGCUGAUGUCCAUGCCAGAGCCCAUGGUGAAUUCUUCAGGAAAAAGAAAGAAGGAGUUUACUUUUAUUUUGGUGAACUUCCCCUCUCCUUGGCUGCUUGUACCAACCAGCUUGAGGUGGUGGAAUAUCUUCUAAACAAUCCACACCAGAAAGCCAGGCUCCAGGAGCAGGAUACACAGGGCAACACAGUCCUCCAUGCCCUGGUGAUGAUUGCUGAUGACACUGAGGAGAACACCAAGUUUGUGAGCACAACAUACAUUGAGAUCUUGAAGGCAGGUGUGAAGGUUGACCCAACGUGGAAACUGGAGGAGAUAGUGAAUUAUGAUGGAUUAAAUCCUCUGCAGCUUGCUGCCAAGACAGGCAAAGUGGAGAUCUUCAAGCACAUCAUCCAAAGAGAGAUCAAAGACCCAGUCUACAGGCACCUGUCACGCAAGUUCACUGAGUGGACCUAUGGACCUAUCCACGUGUCUCUCUAUGACUUGUCCUCUAUAGACAGCUUUGAGGAAAAUUCUGUGCUGGAGAUUCUGGCAUACAGCAGUGACACACCGAAUCGGUACAAGAUGGUGGUUUUGGAGCCACUGAACAAACUGCUUCAGCAAAAAUGGGAAACGUUUGCUUCCAAGAGAUUCUACUUCAGUUUUGUCUCAUACUUGUCAUUCAUGAUCAUCUUUACAGCCAUUGCAUACUAUCAACCCUUACGGGUAAAGCCUUCAUUUCCAGUGGAGUUCACGGCUGGAGGCUUCCUGUGGGUCUCUGGACUGAUCAUUAUCUUGCUAGGAGGCAUUUAUCUAAUCUUUGCACAGAGUCUGUACUUGCGGAGGAGACGCCAGUCCCUGAAGACUAUGUGUUCUGACAGCUGCAUUGAGAUCUUGAUCUUCAUCCAGGCUUUCUCAUUGCUGCUGUCAGCAGUCCUGUAUGGUGCAAGUUCAGAGAACUAUGUGGCGGUGAUGGUGUUCUCCCUGCUUUUGGGAUGGGUGAACAUGCUGUAUUACACUCGGGGCUUUCAACGCACUGGGAUCUACAGUGUCAUGAUACAGAAGACUAUCCUGAGAGAUCUGCUCCGUUUCCUUUUGGUUUAUAUGAUCUUCCUCUUUGGCUUUGCUGCAGCUCUGGUUACGCUGAUGGGGGAUGCUCCUUCAGUCUCUCAGAACAAGUCUCUUGCUCAGCUGGAGAGCACUGGGAGCCAUGCUAUGUAUGGUGGGCUGCUUAGUGUCUCCCUGGAGCUCUUCAAGAUCACUAUUGGGAUGGGCGACCUGGAUUUCCAGGAACAUGCCAGAUUCAGAUACUUCGUCAUGCUCCUGCUGCUUCUCUUUGUGAUCCUCACUUACAUUCUUCUGCUCAACAUGCUGAUUGCACUCAUGAGCGAGACUGUCACAGAUAUUUCUGGUUAUAGCAAAAGCGUCUGGAAGCUGCAGAGGGCGAUUGCUAUUCUAGAAAUAGAGAAGGCCUGGCUGUGGCGCCAGGGUGGGAAGAGGAGAUCUGGCUGCUUUGUGUCAGUGGGCCUCAAUAAGAAAGAUGAGAGGUGGUGUUUCAGAGUAGAGGAAAUUAAAUGGACAAAUUGGGCAAAGGACGUGGGAGUUCUCAAGGAAGACCCUGGAAACACCAGCGAUUCAGAAAUAAAUCCAGAAGAGACAAGAUCAUGGAAACGGAUGCCACAGAAACAACUGAGAUCAGCUGUUUCAGAGGAGCAGUCACUAUUGCAGCCCCAGCUAUCAGCAACUGAGAUGAUGCCUCUAGAGGGACAAACCAGAAAUCUUUAGCAGGCUUUCUGGAUUGCAACUUUGCUUCCAACUUCAAAGGAGUAGUUCUUCUUAUAGUGGCUGGAAGAAUUGAAGGCAUUAUCAGUAUUAAAGUGCAUUUCAUUGAAGAUGGUGGUUCAGCCUGUGGCUUAAAAUAUUUUCAUGCACUUUAAUCAUUAAUUUCCUCAGAAGAAACUAUUUUUACGCAACGUUCUCUGCCUGACACUUUCUUCUUACUAUGUCUAAAGGUGCAAGAGCAAGAUCAUAAGGGCAGUGGGGAGUGGUCUUUGGGAAGGCAGUGCUUUCUGAACUGUGUAGAAAUA